AUAUAUAUAUGUUUUAUUUUCUUCUUCCUAAAGCGUUUCCUGUUGGCACUGAUAUCUGGAGAUCUCUGACUGUGCCAGACACUGUUGUAAUACUAAUAUAAUAAAUAAUAAUGAAUAAAAAGCCUCGUGCCGAGUCUGUACCGGCGGACUUCUUCCUCUCGGUGUUUCUGAUCUGGUUAUAAACGCUGCUGCAGACACGCCGGCGCCCCCUGCUGGAAACUCUCAGCUGCGGCGCUGCGCACGAAUCUGCUGACGUUCACCGACGGUUUCAUUUUAAUUACGUUUAUGUGAAUUAUUACCAACAUUUAUUAGUUUUAGAAGCUGAAGCACGUGAUUUACGGAGGACUGUUUGUAUUGUUUAGCUGAGAGUUCAGUUUUAAUCCGUUUCCUCGUGUUUCGAGCCGAAUCAGCGAACCCGGAUCAGGUUCAGGUGAAACCGGGUCCACGUGUUUGACUCUGACGGCCUCACGUCGGAUCCGGUAAACGGUCCGUCCGGAGACUGAAGGAGGACGAAGAUGUUGUGGCUCAGGUGCAUUGUGGGUGAUCUGCGUGGAGGAGGAAGACUCCUGAGAGGUCUUCCUCACGCCGCCCGCCCCCUGCUGACCUCAGAGAGUCAGCGGGUCAGACCGCCUCAUCGCGGCGGCCUUCCUCAGAGGCGUUUCCUGUCUGGGGGCCAGGACUCGUCCUCCGCCCGUCUGAAGCUGAGGACGCGCCUGGGGGUGACGCUGCUGUUCGGCGGCGGCCUGCUGGCCACGUGGGGCUUCGUGUACUCGGAGAAGCAGCAGCAGCGGCGACGGCAGCGCGUGGAGCAGCUGCGGCGGGUGGCGCUGGGUCAGGGCGACUUCAGCCUCCUGGACCACAGCGGGCGGCGCCGCACCAAGAAGGACUUCCUGGGCAGCUGGGUGCUGCUGUACUUCGGCUUCACGCACUGUCCCGACAUCUGUCCCGACGAGCUGGACAAGCUGAGCGCCGCGGUGUCGGCGUUGGACCGGGACGCCUCGCUGCCGCCCGUCCAGCCCGUCUUCAUCACCGUGGACCCGGAGCGGGACGACGUGCCGGCGCUGGCCCGCUACGUCAAAGACUUCCACCCCCGUCUGAUCGGACUGACGGGGACCCCGGAGGAGGUGAAACACGCGGGGCGGGACUACAGAGUGUACGCCAGCGCCGGGCCCAAGGACGAGGACGGGGACUACAUCGUGGAUCACAGCAUCCUGAUCUACCUGGUCAGUCCGGACGGGCUCUUCCUGGACUACUACAACCGCAUGAAGAGCGAGGAGCAGAUCGCCGAGAGCGUCCGGAACCACAUCACCAGCUACGUCCCGCUGGGAGGCACCUGAACGCAGCGCGGACACCACAGACUGAACGCGAACGCCUCGGCUCGCUGUCCUCGCCGGGCGGACGCUCUAAACACGUUCAUGUGCGGUUCGGCGGGAAGAACUCUGUUUCUGUCACAGUGGAGCUGAACCGAGCCGGUGAUUCAUCGAGUCGUCCGUCAGCAGCUGCUUUGAUAAAGUCACGCGUGGCGUCCUGUCUCUGAUGUCCCUUUAAUACGUUCACAUGUCAGAGUUUAGACUACCGAGAACCAAGACAACAAAUAACUUUGUUAAUUCAUCAGAAUUUGUUUUUGCCUCUACUGAUGACAGAGAGCCUAAGCCCCGCCCCCUUCUGCUGGACCGCCGUGGGAGUCCGAACGUCUCCGAGUCUUUUGGGUUUUGAACUCUUGUCUUAUUGGAACUCUUUAAAGUUGAGACUCCUGGUUACUGGAGCCUCUCUGAUCCAGGUCCUGGUUCUGAUCCAGAACCUGCUGCUGCCUGUCUUUCCAAAAUAAAAGUGUGUGUUUGUA
Molecule: messenger RNA, 1843 nt
Organism: Micropterus salmoides (largemouth bass)
Lineage: Eukaryota; Metazoa; Chordata; Actinopteri; Centrarchiformes; Centrarchidae
Product: protein SCO2 homolog, mitochondrial-like
Exons: 2
Coding region: 516-1337 (273 amino acids)
Biological process (GO): mitochondrial respiratory chain complex IV assembly
Source: RefSeq, a predicted model, not a curated record